AUGUUCUGGCUCAUUCUUCUGACGCUGCUGGUGGGCUAUUUAGUACAACAUGUGGUAGGCCUCUGGCGGUACAGGCGUCUGGCGCGUAUCAGUGGCCUGCCCUAUACCUGGUUUCCCAUCUCGGAACAUAACCUGGCCUACUUGAUGCUUUUCGAAACUCGCCUCUUCACAUAUCUGGUGAAUCAAUGUCUCCCACUCUGGAUAUCCGACUAUAUCAACGCGAGUAGCUUCAAGUCGCGCUGGGCGGUGAAAAAUCGCAUGUGCAAACAGUAUGGGGGAGUGUACAUGUAUGCGACGCCGGUGGGCUUAACCUGCAAUGUCUCGGAUGCAUCGGUCGUCUCUCAGGUUUUUAAGGCUCGCCGCAGCUUUCCCAAACCGAUCCAUCAUUACGCUGGGCUUGAGAUGUUUGGCCCCAACAUUGUCAUUACUGAGAAUCAGCAAUGGUCUCACCAUCGUCGCUACUCGGCAUCCACAUUCAACGAGAAGAACAACGCCCUUGUGUGGAAGGAGGCAAUUCGUCUCACGACCGAGAUGAUAGACCGCUGGAGACAGAAAAAUGUCCCAUCUGCUUUGCAGGAUGAUUUCGUCGUUGCCGAUGCCCGAGAAGACAUCCUCAAACUCACACUCAACAUUCUCUGCAGUGCUGGAUUCGGAGUCAAACUACCGUUUCAGGGCAGCGAUGAAGCCACUAUAACGAACACCACGGGGUUGUUCCAAGAUGCCACAACACCCCCUCCAGGUUACCAUUUCACGUUUCGUUCGGUCAUGGAGUACAUGAAUCAUCGGCUUAGCUAUGUUUUCGUGGCAAACGGUCUACUUCCCAAGUGGAUUCCGCGAGCCUUGCUUCCAUUUUUCAAGUCCGAAUUCUGGAUUUACGAUGACUUGAAAAGCUAUCUUCAGGCACUCAUCACGACAGCUGAGCAAGAGGAAUCGCCGACGCACAAUCUGCUGGAGGAAAUGGUCCGAUCUCGAUCAAAGCCGGCAGAUAUAGAGUCAACCCCCAUAGACUCUUCAAAUGCUUCGGGCCUUUCAGAUCUGGAAAUACAAGGGAAUAUGUUUAUUUUUACGGUCGCCGGUCAUGAGACUACAGCAACAACGUUGCGGUUUGCCCUUGUUCUCUUGGCUCUAUAUCCCGACACACAAGACGAACUAUUUCAAGAUAUCCAGAACUCAGUUCGACACCAGCCUCUGGAUCCUCGCGACUGGGAUUAUAGCACCCUUUUCCCGAAGCUGGUUACCCCAUUAUGUGUGAUGCUCGAAACCCUCCGAUUGUAUUCGCCAGUGGUCACCAUUCCCAAAUGGACCGCAGAGUCCGAGGCCCAUAUCACUUUCAAUGCCCAAACCUUUACCGUUCCACCCUACACAACAGUAAACCUGAAUUCCAAUGGCUUGCAUUAUUCUGAAGUCUACUGGGGUCCCGAUGUGAUGGCCUUCUGUCCGUCACGUUGGGAUAAACGAAACCCUGAUAGCUUUCUUGCUAAAAACAGUGAUAUUGAGGGACUCUCGGGCCCGGGGCUAGAGCAUAGCAAUAUUCAUAAACCAGCCCGUGGCGCCUUCAUCCCAUUCAGCGACGGAAACCGGGCAUGCAUGGGGAAGAAAUUCGCUGAAGUUGAGUUUGUGGCGGCGUUGACGGUCAUCUUCCGUAAUUAUCGUGUCAGUCUCGAAAAGAUCACAGCCCAUGAGACCGAAGAGGCCAUGCAUGAGCGGGCACAGCAAGCCUUAGAGAACAGCUCGACUGUGAUCACAUUAGCAAUGCGCAAUGGAGUGCCAUUACGAUUCACAAGAAGGAAUAUGGGAGCAGGGUCACGAUGA
Messenger RNA from Penicillium alfredii, 1812 nucleotides. Its product is annotated as cytochrome P450. The record is from RefSeq and is a predicted model, not a curated record. The coding region runs from base 1 to 1812 and encodes 603 amino acids. Lineage: Eukaryota; Fungi; Ascomycota; Eurotiomycetes; Eurotiales; Aspergillaceae. The transcript has 4 exons. Gene Ontology annotation, molecular function: iron ion binding; heme binding; monooxygenase activity.